CCUCUCUUAAUUACGUCGUGUCCCAUAUCUUUUCCCUUUUUUCACUUUUUUUCCACUCUUUAAGGCUUUGGGCUAGUGGUAAUUACCUUGAGGAGAAUAAAACCAGCUGAUCGGGAGAGGGGUGGUGCAUUUUGGAGCGAGAUGGCUAACAGAAACGUUCUGUUGCUCUUCUGCGGACUCUUCCUCGUAGCUCUGAUUCAGCCCUCACUUCAAGGAGGUGUGUAUGUACCACCUGGUGCUGGAGUUGUACCAGGAGGUGUUGCACCAGGAGGCGUUGUACCAGGAGGUGUUGCACCAGGAGGUGUUGGACUCCUUCCAGGAGGAGUCCCUGCAGGCUAUAAACCAGCCAAAGCUGCAGCAGCAGGACCAUAUGGAGUGGGUCGAGGUGUGGGCCCCGGCGGUUUAGUGCCAGGUGGUGUCGGGACCGGUGGCGUCGGCCUUGGAGGACUGGGAGCAGGAGCAGGUGGAAAACCCCCCAAACCAGGCUAUGGGAGUCUGGGAGUUGCGGGUCCUGGGGCUGGUGGCCUGGGACCUGGAGGCCUAGGAGGGGCUGGAUACUUGAAGCCUGGAGCUGGAGCUAUAGCUGGAGUUGGAACUGGUGUGGGAGGUGGCUACGGUGGAUAUGGGGGAUAUGGAGCUGGACCUGGGGGCUUUUUCCCAGGGGCUGCACAGAAGGCUGCUAAAAAAGGCUACGGUGUGCCAGGAGGUGGAGUGCCAGGAGGUGGAGUGCCAGGAGGCGGCCUCCAGCCGGGUCAAGGUGCAGGAGCAGGUCAACCACAAGGAGGAGCAGGGACUGGAGGUUUUGUUAUCGGGGCAGGAGGAGGGCCUGGAGGAGCAGGAACUGGAGCUGCAGUGCCUGCUGGAGUGCCUGUUAUUCCACAGACAGGUCUUCCCGGAGCUGCUGCUGCUGCUGCUGCUGCUGCUGCUGCUGCAAAGAAAGCUGCUAAAGUGCCAGGUGUGGGUGUGCCUGGACUUUACCAAGGUGGUGUGCUGCCGGGACAAGGGUUUGGUGGCCGUGGAGUUCUGCCUGGGGUGGCCAUUGGCAAUGGCCUGAGUCCUAAAUCAUUGCCAGGGGGAGCCCAGGCAGGACCAGGAGCUGGCCGUGGGUAUGGUGGACCAAUGCAACCAGGAGUUUUCCAUGGAUACCCUCUCAAAUCACCAAAAGUGCAAGGCGCCCUUGGACAAAAACCUGGUGGUGGCAAACUUCCCUAUGGUUAUGGAGCCUUUGGUGUUGGCGGUGCUGGGCUUCCAGGUGGAAAAGCUGGCCCUGGGUCUAAGCCUGGAUUUCCCACUGGAACUGGAGUUGGGCCAGGAGGAAUCUCACCUGCUCAGGCCAAAGCAGCCAAAUAUGGUGGAGCUGCUCCAUUGGGUGGCGUCCUUGGUGGCCCAGGUGGUGUUCCACAAGCAGGAUUCUUUCCUGGGCAAGUGCCAGGAGCAGGUGUUGGAGCAGCCGCCAAGGCCGCUAAAUAUGGAGUCCCAGGCGGAGCUGGAGUGGUAGCUGGAGGGGCUGGAAUACCAGGCGUAGUACCAGGCGUAGUACCAGGCGUAGUACCAGGUGUAGUACCAGGCGUAGUACCAGGUGUAGUACCAGGCGUAGUACCAGGCGUAGUACCAGGUGUAGUACCAGGUGUAGUACCAGGUGUAGUACCAGGCGUAGUACCAGGUGUAGUACCAGGAGUAGUACCAGGAGGAGUGCCAGGAGGAGUGCCAGGAGGAGUGCCAGGAGGAGCAGCAGCAGCCAAAGCUGCUAAAUACGGUGCACUGGCAGGAGUGGGAGGUGUGGGGGGACUAGGAGGACUUGGAGGAGUUGGAGGACUAGGAGGAGCUGGAGGAGCCGUGCCAGGAGGAAUAGGACCUGGAGGGUACUCUGCUGCUGCCAAAGCUGCUAAAUAUGGAGCACUUGGUGGCGUCGGUGGACUUGGAGGAGUUGGUGGACUAGGGGGAGUUGGAGGACUAGGGGGAGUUGGAGGACUGGGAGGAACAGGAGGAGCAGUACCAGGAGGAGUAGGGCCUGGAGGGUACUCUGCUGCUGCCAAAGCUGCUAAAUAUGGAACAGGACUUGGACCAGGAGUAACAGGGGUACAAGGAGUUGGACCUGCUGGAGUCAGACCUGCUGGAGUCGGACCUGCUGGAGUCGGACCUGCAGGAGUUGGACCUGCUGGAGUCGGACCUGGAGGAUAUUCUCCUGCUGCUAAAGCUGCUAAAUAUGCUGCUGCAGCUGGGGCUGGCCUGCCUGUGGGAUAUGGAGGAGUUCCUGGUGGCGUGCUUGGUGGAGGAUACCAAAGGCCAGGAUUUGGAGGAUAUGGAGGGGUGCCAGGUGGGGUAGCCGGAGUUAAGCCACCCAAAUAUGGAGUUGCAGGAGGGGCAGGAGUGGUUCCUGGAGUAGGAGGACUGGGAGGAGUGGGAGCAGUACCAGGAGGAAUAGGAGCCGGAGGAUACUCUGCUGCUGCCAAAGCUGCUAAAUACGGUGCAGGUGGUACAGGGGUUCUCCCAGGCGGUGGUAUCGGUGGAGGAGCAGGAGGAGUUCCUGGUAGAGUCCCAGUCUCUUUACCUGGAUAUGGAUCUUUGGCGACUGGUGGUGCCAAACCUCCUAAACUUGGAGCAGGCCUAGGAGGAGUCCCAGGAGGAGUGCCAGGAGGAGUCCCAGGAGGAGUCCCAGGAGGAGUCCCAGGAGGAGUCCCAGGAGGAGUCCCAGGAGGAGUCCCAGGAGGGGUCGCAGUACCUGGCAUCGGAUAUGGAGGUGUUGGAACUGGUGCUGGAGUCAAACCCCCCAAGUAUGCAGUUCCAGGAGGAGCAGGAUUGGGAGCAGUAGGAGGAACAGGAGUAGCUCCUGCACCAGGAGGGGUUGGAGCUGGAGGAUAUCCAGCGGGUGUAAAACCACCAAAAUAUGGCGUUGGAGCUGGAAUUGUUCUACCUAGUGCUGGGACAGGUGUUGGUGGGGCAGGUGUUCCAGCACCGUCUGGUGUUGCACCUGGAGUACAACAGCCUACAGGUGUUGGUGUUGGCACAGCUGGCAAGCCGCCCAAACCAGUCAUACCUUCAGGCACCGGGCCAGGCGUUGGAACAGGCUAUUACCCCUAUGGAGGCUACAUAAGCCCCUACGGUGUUGGCACAGGCUUCGGAGCAGGAACUGGAACUGGAGCUGCAGGACUGCCUGGAGCUAAGCCUUUGAAGACCCCAGCUGUGGGCGGAACAGGAGGAGCAGGCAUCCCGCUGGCAGCUGGACCUGGCACAGGGGGAUACUUUCCGUAUGGUCGAUUUUAUGGACAGGGUGGCUUGACGUAUCCUGCUGGAGUUGCUGGACUUGGUGGAGCUGGACCUGGAGGUGCCGGUGUCGGUGUCGGAGCUAAACCACCCAAACCAGGCUAUGGCAGUCUUGGAACUGGCGGCGUAUACACUCCAGGUGGAGCGGGUGUGCUUCCUGGUUAUGGAGGAGGUUACCCACAGCAGGUCUACCCAGGUGGAUAUGUGCCAGCCCCACUGACUCCUCAACAAGCCAAAGCAGCCAAGUACGGUCCACUGCAGGGCUUCCUCGGAGGCGCAGGAGGAGGGCCCUUCAGAGGUGGUGCUGGUGGAUGCCAGGGCAAAUACUGUGGGAGGAGGAAGUAGAAGAUCUCUUGAGAUACAGUGUGACCUCAAGAAACACAUGGUGCUACUGCAUGAUCUAGAAUGUACAUUUUAUAUCCCAACAAAUCCCCCAUUAGAGAAUUUGUAAAGAUGUUUUAUACUUACUUGACUGCAACGUCUGUUUUUUAUGAGGAACCCACCGACCCAGAAUUUUGUACACGUUCUGAUGUGACUUAUGUUCUUGAUAGUGCCUUUUAAUCGUAGAUGUGGACAAGUUCAUUAGCUUUAACAGACAAGCCAAGGUCGCUCCCCUCGGUCAAAUACAACUCAUGUAUGUGUUUGUGGUCCCAUGCAAGGAUGCUUGUUUGUGCUUGUGCGUGUGCAUGUGUGUGUGUGUGUGUGUGUGUGUGUGUGUGAUUUGGGCAUAUGGUUGUACUGUCGUGCGAAAGACUGUCUGUACUGUUGGCUGUCUUUGUGAGGUGGGGGGGCAGGAAUGUGAAAGGUUGCCCUUCCCAUUUAAAGCUUAAAGCAAGACAGGAGGGGUCAGUGUGAGCGGUGAGGUGCGCUGUCCUUACUGUUGCAGUGCGUCCCUCUCACUGCGCACUCCUUAUCAAUGCCAAGGGUCUUCACAUUUCUGAUAUAUUAAAAGGGGCUGGGCUGGUAGAGGCCUGUCCAAGAGCUGAUGAAUUCGGGCCAUUCCCAGAAUCGCUCCUGGCUCCCCAUCUUCUCUGCUGCUAUUUUUAGGCCUGCAUGGGGUAAAAAGCAGCGGGGAUUGUGGCUCUGUCCAGCCCAUCUGCUCUCAGUAACAUUGCCCAUUGUAGUUGCCGCGCAGUUAAGAUUUCCUCGGCAUUUUACCUUGAUUGUUGCCAAACUUGUCAUGUAUGAGGAGCGCU
Molecule: messenger RNA, 4460 nt
Organism: Myripristis murdjan (pinecone soldierfish)
Lineage: Eukaryota; Metazoa; Chordata; Actinopteri; Holocentriformes; Holocentridae
Gene: elna
Product: elastin a
Exons: 49
Coding region: 142-3609 (1155 amino acids)
Molecular function (GO): extracellular matrix structural constituent
Source: RefSeq, a predicted model, not a curated record